GACACGGCAGCAGGCAGUGGCCUAGGCGUCGCUCUCUUCCCGUUAGCGAACAGUACAGAUCUGGUAGCAGAGCGGUGGAAAGACGUCUGACCACCCGAGUCGUCGCUACUCUGUUUACUAGGCUUUUUCAAAGACCCUUAAAGGAAUUUGCAGCGAGGGAAGGCGGAGGAAGGAGACAGCCGGGUAUCUGGACAUCCAGACGGCCGCACAGCUGCUGCCGCAAAGCCCGCUUCUGCUGCACACACAAUUUCCAACAGUCUCUCUAAAGUCUACCAACCACGACCCCUCUCUUUUGCCGGAUGUUUGCCUGUACUGUAGAGUUACCAUGGACUGGAUGAAAGAGGACUGACGUUCAGAUCUCCCUGUUUAAUAAAGUGGCCUCUGGAGGAGCAACGGCGAGCCUUUCACAGCCCGAACCCAGGAGAGUGACAGCAGCAGCGGCAGCAGCAAAAUGUCUGUCCCUGUGUUCUGUAGGAUAUUUGACUGCCUGCAGGGGUCACCACAGGUUGAGAACGUGUUGGCCAAGGCCUUGUAUGACAACGUGGCUGAGUCUCCAGAUGAACUGUCCUUCCGCAAAGGUGACAUCAUGACAGUGUUGGAGCGUGACACACAGGGAUUGGAUGGCUGGUGGCUCUGCUCACUCCACGGACGCCAAGGCAUCGUCCCUGGCAAUCGUCUGAAGAUUCUGGUGGGCAUGUAUGACAGUAAGCAGCAGCAGCAGGCCACUCCUCCCACACCAGAUCUACUUGUUUCCUGUUCUGCCUCCCAGGUUCAGCGACCCCUCCCCAUUCAAAGCACCUACGCCAAACCAGCACCUGCUUUGUCAUCUGCUGCCAUCGCUACGUCCUCUGGGUUUGCCACCAAGCCCCUCCCCUCAACACAGUACACGUCCAUGCACCCAGCCUACUCCACCCCCAGCCCUGCCCAGCCCAACCCUGACUCUGUCUACAUGAUGCCGCCCUCCCAUGGUUCAAAACCAAGCCCCCAAAGUCUAUACCAGGUUCCCUCUGGUCCAAGUGGACCCUCUGCACAGGCACAGCCAGGACCCCCAAGCAAGGCUCCACCUCUAGGACAAAGACAGUACCAGCUCCCUGGACAGGAUAUUUAUCAGGUGCCCCCCUGUGGAGGCCCAGGACCAGGCCAUGGAGCAGUUCCGUCUGGGGGUACAGGAGCUGUCCAGGAUGUGUACCAGGUGCCCCCCACUCUGGAUAAGAGGAACUGGGAGAGCAGCAACAAGCCUCUUGGCAAGGUGGUUGUUCCUACCCGUGUUGGACAGGUGUAUGUAUACGACACAGUAAAACCAGACCGGGACGAGUACGACAUCCCACCAAGACAUCAGCCCCCAACCCAGCAGGACAUAUAUGACGUGCCUCCCACCCGCCAGCAGUACAGUACACAGGUGUAUGAUACUCCUCCCAUGGUGGUGAAGGAUCCCUCUAGUGGUCAAGAUAUAUAUGACAUCCCAGCAAGCACAGACAAGAACCCACAACAGACUGUCUAUGACUUCCCACCAUCUGUCAGUAAAGACAUACCUGUUUCUCAACCAAUAAGAGAGGAGACCUAUGAUGUGCCACCCCACUUUGCCAAAAUAAAGUCCCAAGUCGCCAUCACUCCUGGCCAGUACCUGCAGAACAUCAAUGACGAUGACGAAGAGCCGCCGAUUCCAGAGGAUGUUUACGACGUCCCACCCCCUAUCCUGACUGACAAGCAUUAUCACAGAGACAGGAAUGGAUUCAGCCAGGCCCCCCAGGAGAUCUAUGACAUCCCAGCCAUUCUGCAUCCUGGAGGGUACCCCACCAAGGAUGUAUAUGACUUCCCCCGAGAACGAGAGGAACAAGGAGGAGAGAGGGGAGGCCAGUAUGUCUAUGAUGUCCCACCACAGGUUGUUCGUGAUGCCCAGUCAACCAGUGAAGAGCUGACAAUGUCUUUCAAGCGGCUGUCUGCCUCAAGCACAGGAAGCACACGGAGCAACCACUCUACUUCAUCAUUAGACAUUGUCCCUGUCCGUGACACCUCCUCACUUCCUGCUCCAAGCCCCAUUCCAGGGAAACCACUCAUCUUGGACCUGGAUCAGGCCAUGGAGCGUCUGUCUCGCCUCCAGCAAGCUGUUGAGUCCAGUGUUUCCUUCAUGAUGUCAUUCAUUACAGGCAAUUGGAGAAACCCUGCUCACCUGGAGGGGAAUCUUCCGGCUAUUCAUCAGGCUGCUGACCGGGUGCGAGUCACUGUUCGAGACUUUCUAGAAUUUGCUCGGGGUGCUGUGGCCAAUGCUACCCAGGUUACAGACCGCUCACUACAGACCAAACUAGGCCGUCAGGUGGGAAAGAUGGAGGAGGUCUUCCAGAGUUUGAUUCGACACAGUCAGAGCUUAGACACAAUUUCUUGGUCACACACAGCACUCACAACACCACCACCAGGAGGGGAUGACUUAGAUCUACUAAUUAUGACAGCGCGAGGCAUCCCCGAUGACGCCAAGCAGCUUGCCUCCUUUCUCCAUGGUAAUGCCUCACUGCUCUUCAAACGGACGACCCGGCAACAGCAGCAGCUGCCUCUUCCUCCGAUCCCUGGGGAGAUCAGUGGUCACAUGACAGGGUCAGGAAGUGGAAGCUUUCAGGGAGGGGAGAAGGUGAAUAUUCAGUCACGGCCCCUCCCCUCCCCACCAAAAUUUACAGCUGCAGAGGACGAGGAAGGUGUGGACAGGCCGUAUGAGACCACAGAGGAAGGCUGGAUGGAAGACUAUGACUACGUACAUCUACAGGGAAAGGAAGAGUUUGAGAAGAACCAAAGACAACUGCUGGAAAAAGGCAAUAUUAUCAGACACAAGAAGACACAACUGGAACAGCAACAGAUUAAACAGUUUGAGAGGCUAGAGCAGGAAGUCAGCCGGCCAAUCAACAAUGACAUGACGGGCUGGGUUCCAUCCCCACAUCACCCUCUAGCCAACCAGCUGGCCCAGAACGGCUCUGGAGGCUCCUCCUCCUCCAAGCUGUGCCAUGGCGACCAGCAGCUCCUCCUCUUCUAUCAGGAGCAAUGUGAACAGAAUGUCACCACAGUGACCAACGCCAUUGAUGCUUUCUUUACGGCCAUCAACUCUAACCAGCCACCAAAGAUCUUUGUGGCACACAGCAAAUUUGUCAUUCUCAGUGCACAUAAGCUGGUGUUCAUUGGCGACACACUGUCACGUCAGGCCAAGACUCCUGAGGUGAGGGCCCGGGUUGCCCAAAGCAGCAACACCCUCUGUGAAAAACUCAAAGACAUUGUGAUCAGUACAAAGACAGCAGCGCUUCAAUAUCCUUCGCCUGGAGCAGCCAGAGAGAUGACUGAGCGGGUAAAGGAGCUGGCAGGAUAUACACAGCAGUUCAGGAUGGUGCUGGGACAACUGCUGGUGAUGUAGGGGAGGCGAGUAGGGUGGAGGAAAACAAACAGUGAAACAAACUGAGAUGUCCCAGUAACGUGGGCUGGACUUCCCUGUAGGCCUCUGCAAUGCAGGAAAAGAGAACCAGGAGCUCCCUGGACUUGUAGCAUGGAAGCGCUGUGUGGUCCUGAAUCCUGGGGGUCUGAGACCCUGUCUGGGACCAGGGACACCAACUUCACAUCCAUCCUCUGCUCUCUCCCUCUGUUGCCUUUUAUCAGGACAUUCCUCUGUCAUCCCACCUUUGUCUGUGCUGUGCACUUUUUCCUCUAGACAAACUAAAACCAACAUUUUAUCUUCAGUGGGCUGGGCCAGUGGCUGUAAAGUAAUCAUUGUAAAUAUUUAAGGACCUAUUUAGUCAGAAAACCUAAAAGAGUAGAGGCUAAAGAACUUCCAUUAUAUAAAUAUAAGUAUUUCUUUUUUUGUUUGAAAAAAGAAAAGAUGAAAACAUUAGUGUGGUUUUUUUAGACAGUAUCAAUAAUUGUUAUCAAUAUUGCUAUACCAUAUGAUUAUGACUCUAAUUCUUGAUCCUUGUAUCAUUAUUGUUACGAAUGUGUAAAUUCCAGAUGAUAUGUAUGACCCUAUGCUGUUCCAAGUCUAUGCUUUUUUCAGCCCUGACAAAGGCGUACUUUCCAAAAAACACACUGGAGCACUCACCCAUCUUCAAACGUCACAGUAAUGGCCUGCUAUUACCAUGACGCCUCUGUGUUCAAACAGUAUGUUACCACCUGUGGCUCAGCACGUUUUCCAUGCUGAUUUCAGUCGACCACAGCAGGAGAUAGUACUGCCAAAAGGUGUCCACAUAACUGUACAGCUGCAGUACUGCAGAUGCACUUAAAAAUGAUCUUCGUGCCACCUCGGAUGAUUUUCUUUGGAAAGUUACAUGUUGUUUUGUAAGAGGCAUGCAAUAGAGAAAAGGAAAAAAAUUUAAAGACAGCAAAUACAAACCUGCAUUUCUUUUUUCUCUGACUCUGAGAUAUGAUUUUUAAAGCAGUCAAAAAUUAUGUGAAAUGUCUAGAACCACUGGAACAUGUUGUGCAGGCAGUUUGCACACAGAGGUUAAAUUUCUUCAGUUUCCCCAACUUCUAUAAAACUCUUCGAAUCUCAUAUCAAGACACUGUCUCACACUGUACAAACCAAUGUAGAAUGUUUUUUCUUUGGGUUUAUUGGACAGUUGCACCAUCAUACAGUAGCAAAAUUUGUGUCUCCACAUUGAGAGAGUGGCUGUGUGUGGCUUAUUGUUUCUAUCAUCUGACAUAUCAUUGUGAUUAUUAGUAGCCUUAUUAGCCUACUGCUAUCAGAGGAAACCGCUGCUCAAAUUCACAACUUCUACAGUAAAAUUGUUGGGAACAAAGUCGUUGAACUUAGGAUGAAUCCAGCACCACUGUCAGAAUAAAAUGUUUUUCAGUUUAAAGACAUAUGAUAAUAAUUCUUAUGAAAAAGGUCUGAGAUUGCAGUGUAAAUGAGUGUAGGUCUAUAUAACUGUGGUGUUGUAUUAUUUUCAUUUGGUGCUUCACAUCGCUUCAGCUGAACUUUUUUCCUUGUUCUUGUUCCAUGUUGUUUCAUCGAAAUUACAGAAAGCUACAGAAAGUAUGCAAAUAAAAUACAAUUAACAUUA
Amphiprion ocellaris (clown anemonefish) is the source of this 5027-nucleotide messenger RNA. It is a transcript of the gene bcar1, whose product is annotated as BCAR1 scaffold protein, Cas family member. Gene Ontology annotation, molecular function: protein binding. Lineage: Eukaryota; Metazoa; Chordata; Actinopteri; Pomacentridae. Gene Ontology annotation, cellular component: focal adhesion; cytoplasm; plasma membrane. The record is from RefSeq and is a predicted model, not a curated record. The transcript has 9 exons. Bases 452 to 3391 code for a protein of 979 amino acids. Gene Ontology annotation, biological process: cell surface receptor protein tyrosine kinase signaling pathway; cell migration.